ACUCAGCUGCUGAGAGUUGUUUUUUUUUUUAAUCAGUGUUGGAUUUUGUUAAAUGCUUUCUUUUUCUGCAUCUAUUGAUCUGAUCAUGUAAUUUUUCCUCUUUAGUCUGUUAAUGUGGUGGAUCAUUUUUUUAAAAAAAUUUAGUUGUAAAUGGACACAAUACCUUUAUUUUAUUUAUUUAUGUGGUGCUGAGGAUAGAACCCAGUGCCCCACACAUAUGAGGUAAGUUCUCUCCCACUGAGCCACAACCUUAGCCCUCAUCAAUUCGUUUUUGAAUGUUGAAACAGCCUUGAAUGUCUGGAAUGAAUCCCACUGGGUUAUGCUUUAUAAUUCUCUUUAAGUUGUUGGAUUCUGCUUGAUUAUAUUUUGUUGAGGACUUUGCAUGUAUUCAUGAGUGAUGGUGGUCCAGUUUUCAUGUAAUGUCUUUGACUAGUAUGGGGUAAUACUGGUCUCAUAGAAUAAGUUAGAAAGGAUCCUCAGAACUUCUAUCUUCUGGAAGAGAUUGGAGAAAAUUGGUAUAAUUAUUUCCUUAGUCUGUUUCAAAGAAUUCACCAGUGGAACCCAUUUUAGUAAUGUAGCUGGGUUUUUUGUUUGUUUGUGUUUGGUACCAGGGAUUAAACCCAGGGGCACUUAACCACUGAGCCAUAUCCCCAACCUGCUUUUUAUUUUGAGACAGGGUCUCAGUAGUUGCUCAGGGCCUCUCUAAAUUGCUGAGGCUGACUUUGAAUUUUUAAUCCUCCUGCCUCAGCCUCCGAGCUGCUGGGAUUACGCAACACUGCUUCUUGCUUAGCUGGGUUUUUUAAAUUUUUUUUUAAGUUCUCAUCUCACUCUGAGGUAUUUUACUAAUUUAUUUGCUUGCUAGGAGCAAUGGCGCAUACCAGUAAUCUCAGCGAUUAGGGAGGCUGAGGCAGGGGAUUCACAAGUUUGAGGGGAAGUUUAGCAAGACACUGUCUCAAAGUUAAAAAAAAAAUGUUUAAAGGAUCUUGGGAUGUGGCUUACAGGUAGAGUGCCCCUGGGCUCAAUCACCAUUACCAUAAAAAACAAACAACAAAAAAUACAUAUUUAUUUGCUUUGUGGGAAAGCAAUAUUGCAUUGAUUUACAAAGAAGAAAUUAUCUAAACUCUGUUCAGGAGGGUUGAGACCAAAAAAUUAACUGUAAUACUCAGUUUCAACUCUGCAGGAACUUUUUUUGCUGCUGGAGUGAAUGUGAGAGUUUAUGAUCUGUUAUAUGGAGUCCUAUGAACUGAGAGCAGGUGAAUGUGGUCAGCCCAAGGAAACCAUGGAUUCAUUUGAGAAAGAGAUAAUCAGAAGAAAUGAAUUUUAAUGUCUGGAACAUCAAAGAGAUGCUCAGUAUUCCUUCAGGCCCAGGGGCCACUAAGUCAUCUAACUGGAAUAAUAAUCAGACUGAUUAUACUGCUCUCAGUGAUUCUCAGUUCCUCUUUGGAUCUCAGUUUUGUCCAGAAAAUUCAGAGACCCUGUCAGCACCCUUGGAUUUCAGUGCCCACUUGAGACAUUCAAAACAGUCACAACAGAAUUCUCUGGAUAGUGAACCUAGUAUUUUCACAAAGUACCAGACAAAACCCCAGCUCUUUGCAGGAGAUACAAAAGAUAUAGGCCUAUUUUCUCUUCCUUUGCCAGUUGGAAAGUCAAAAGGUCUUUUGACACAGUUUGAGGAGAAAAACAAAAGGACAAAAGAUCAAUGUGACAGUGAGACUCUAUACAACUUUGUUUCCCAGGUCAGAGAAAGCAUUCAUAGGUUGCAGACGUCUGUGGAAAAGUCUGAGGAACAUCUCAGUUCAAGAAGCCAAUCUAUUUUGGAUUCUUUGGAGAAUGUGGCUAAGACAUUGCAAGAUACUGCACGGUCCCAGAGUGACCUGAUAUUUGAGGCAGUGCAAGAGAAAAGCAAUGUGGAGCAAGCUAUUCUUGAGAUACAGAAGAAAUUUGAAACUAGACAAGCAGAGUUUAUAGAAAUGAAAUCCAACCUGGAGAACCUGGAAGUUUUAGUUGCCCAGCAGAGUAAAGACUUCCAGCAACUGUGUGAACAGCUACACAAGCUGAAUGUGCCCAGUGUCCUAGCAGAACUGAAGAGAUUGAUCUUGGUGCCUCAGAUACCUGAGCAUGUGAAAGACAACACUUCUCAGACUUCACCAAGUCUGACCCAGAGCCUCAAUUUCACCAGGCAGGAAAAAUAUGCCUCUGAGGAGCUGGUUAUGUGGCAGUCCCAGGCUCACACUGCUGCAGGAAACCCAAGUACAGGCUCCCUAGUGACUAGGGAAUUUGGUAUCAUGGGUAAGGGAGCAAAGGGUGAUGCUCUCCAGAAAGAGGUUGCACUGCCAGCCCUUUGGCCUUGUAAAGGAAAUGAGCAUGUAAAGGACAAGUCAGUACAGACUAAUUGCAAAAAUUGGGCAAUUACUAAAGCAGAUUCCAAGAACCAUGGCUCCAGAAUCCCAGGCCAUAAAGUUCUUGGUGACAGUGACCUGCUUUACCAAGGAACUUCACAGCUCAUAUCCCUGGAUUUACACAACUUUGCAAUGAGCAUUAAGAAUCUCUGCCCAGAAUAUCAAGCAAAAAGCAUAUUCUCUUGUGUCCCUAGUGAACAGUUGGAAACUGAACAGAAAGGCAGGACUGUAGAAAGAGGGAGGAAAUGCAAAAGGCAGCCGACCAGGAAAACCCAGAGAGGCAGGUUUGCAAGGAAGAGAGAACAAACCCCAAGUAAGACCUGUAUUUUCAAUUAUAAAUAUCAGAAUCCCCAGUCUCCAGUUUCUGAUGAACGAAUUCCCCCUACGGAGCAGCAGGAACCCCUUGCUCAGCCUCUGCAUCUGCGGGGUCCCAGAAGCUCCACAAAAUCAGUCUGCCAUGUUCUGGGAGGAACUGUCAAGUCCAGUAAAAUAGCACCAGCAGUGCAAGGGAGCCUCUCAAAGUUUCCUGAAUGUUCUUCCCAAAACAAAGAUCUGCAUUCCAGUAGCUCCCAGGGGGACCACCAAAUGCGCUGGUUCAGUGACCUCAACCUUGGAAAUUCAGAGUCUCCUCCAUGCAAGGAGACAGGGAAGAAUUUGCUCUAUGACCUGGGUUUUGAUAGCAGUGAUGAUGACUUCUGACCAUCCAACAGUGACUUCAGUUGGUUUAUUGAGCUCAGGUAGAAAGACAAAUUAGAGAAUUCUUGACUGGUUGAUAGGGUGAGAGGCCUUGCUAGGAAGGGCUCAGUGGGAGGCAGGGGUAGGAUCAACUCUCUGGGUAUCAGAUGUUGCCUAUGACAAGGGCAUAACAGACAAAUGCAUCCUUAAUUAUUGGAAAGAAAUUUGGAGACAGUGAUCUCCAGUGGUGAUAAAUAUGAAAUAACGGCCUGGUGGUGGGGGCAUUGGGAGAGAAGGUACUUGGUGAAAGUGGGGAGAGCUUCCUUGAAUAUUGUGUAGCAGAGGGGCUCUCAUGAAACUGGUACUGUGGCAACAUGACUCCCAAACAUCAUAUUUAUCAUCUUCAAAAUAUUUCCUGCACAUGAUCAGUACCUUUCCAGACCUUGGGAUUUUUUUCUAUCUUGAUCUAGUUAUAUUAGAAUUUUCAUUGUUUAACCAGUGGGCAUAUUAUACAGGACACACUAAGUCAGUCUUCUGCUGAACAGUAUUAAGGCUGCCAACGAAAGAGAGGUAAUAUGCACAAAACUACUGUUCAGAGCACUAUAGUUCUAAGCCACAUACAUGAGAUUUUCUUCCGUGUUUCUUUUGUAAUAAAAAAUAUAAAACCUUUAAAAAGUA
Messenger RNA from Marmota monax (woodchuck), 3752 nucleotides. It is a transcript of the gene Iho1, whose product is annotated as interactor of HORMAD1 1. Gene Ontology annotation, biological process: homologous chromosome pairing at meiosis; meiotic DNA double-strand break formation; DNA recombination. The record is from RefSeq and is a predicted model, not a curated record. Bases 1314 to 3098 code for a protein of 594 amino acids. The transcript has 8 exons. Lineage: Eukaryota; Metazoa; Chordata; Mammalia; Rodentia; Sciuridae. Gene Ontology annotation, cellular component: condensed nuclear chromosome.